UCUAUAUAAUUGUUAUCGAAACAGCUGAGCUGGUGAGACUGCAAACGCAAACAAUAAAUUGCAAAUAAAAUUAAGCUAAUUCACACAUAUUGCAAAUAAUGGAAAUUGCGGAUACCUAUUACAGCAAAGAUGAAUACGUUGAAACGGCAUCCGGCAAUAAGGUGAGCCGCCACACGGUGCUCUGCGGCUCCCAGAAUAUUGUGCUCAAUGGCAAGGUGAUUGUACAGAGCGGGGCCAUAAUACGCGGCGAUUUGGCCAAUGUGCGUACCGGACGGUAUUGUGUGAUUAGCAAAAACUCUGUGAUACGACCGCCCUAUAAACAGUUUAGCAAAGGCAUCGCCUUCUUUCCCAUGCACAUUGGCGAUCAUGUCUUUAUAGGCGAGGGCGCUGUGGUCUCUGCGGCCAUAAUUGGUUCCUUUGUGUACAUUGGCAAGAAUGCCAUCAUCGGUCGCCGCUGCACGCUCAAGGAUUGCUGUGUUAUUGAGGAUGGCGCCGUGCUGCCGCCAGAAACAACAGUGUCCAGCUAUAUGCGCUACACGGCCAAGGGCACCAUUGAGGGCGGUCAGGGUAAUCCAUAUUUUGUGCCCGCCGCCAUGCACGAUGAGAUGGUCAACUAUACGAAGUCAUUCUAUGAGCAUUUUGUGCGCACACCGGCACCGGCCAGUUAAGCACAAUGAAACACAUAAUUUUGCACUCAUAA
Molecule: messenger RNA, 700 nt
Organism: Drosophila novamexicana
Lineage: Eukaryota; Metazoa; Arthropoda; Insecta; Diptera; Drosophilidae
Gene: DCTN5-p25
Product: dynactin subunit 5
Exons: 3
Coding region: 99-668 (189 amino acids)
Source: RefSeq, a predicted model, not a curated record